UAAUUUCUAAGUUUUAGGGUUAUGUUUGCUACAGUUCUAUAAUUUCGGCAAUUUACUUUAACAUAAUAAUUAUCCUUAUUAAAACUGAUGUCAUGACCAUUUUACUCUAUUCUUAUUAAAAUUUAAGUAUAGGUAUCAUUGAAUAUAAGAAGAAUUUCCACCAUGGCAAACUCUAUAUUAACCAAAAUCAGUCCAUUAUGGAAGCUACCAUCGUCAACAUUAAUUCAACCCUCACGAUCGACCACUUCCAAACAUUUUAAUCCGAAAUACAAAAAGCACCGCGCACAAAAAUAUCUUAAAAUAGACCUACCAGACAUGAAUGAAGAUGAAAGUAAAUUAACUCCGGAAAAGAUGAGGCAGAAGAUGAAAGAGCGGGGAUUGAUGCCGCCGCGUCCUUGGAUGGAACGUCCAUUUUAUAUUUCUGCAACAGGUGGUGUCUUUGAGGGGUAUGUUCCACCGGAAGGGGACGGCAAAGCUUCCCUAGUGUCCACAACUCGUGCAAAACAAACAGUACAAUUGCUGGAGAAAAAAUCCAAAUCUAUGAUGGCCAUCCGUAAGAUCAAGUCUUAUGAAGAAGACUUUGAUAGUAAGGAAUUCUGUCAAGAAGCUCAAAACAUUUACAUAAAAGCUCAUGAAAGUUUGGCUAACAAUGAUAAAUAUGCUUUGAGAAAGUAUGUCACUGAGAAAGCAUACCCAGAGUUCCGACACAACAGCUUCUUAAAGACAAUAAGAUGGAAAUUUUUAGACUCAUUGGAGCCCCCACGUGUAGUUCAUGCACGUUGCACUGAUAUUAUCAGCAAGGAAAAUAUCUUUGCUCAGGUGACCGUUCGUUUUCACACGCGGCAGCAGCUCGCCGUUUACGACCGCUUCGGUCGCUUGAUCCACGGCAGUGAGAUCGUUGCUAAGGAUGUUCUCGAAUACAUUGUUUUCGAAAAACAUCUUUCCAACUUGUACGGCACGUGGCGCGUUCACGACAAAAUCAUACCGGACUGGGCGCCUCCUAAAGAUCCCUCUAAGCUAACAAGGCUUAAGCCCGAACCUGAGCCCGUGUCGGUGGUUGUGGAGGAAGAAGUGGAGCAGCCAGCGAUAGCUGAUAAAUAAUUUAAAUAAUAAAUAAAUAGUUUAGUAAUGUU
Vanessa tameamea is the source of this 1133-nucleotide messenger RNA. RefSeq names its product mitochondrial ribosomal protein L45 (gene mRpL45). The transcript has 4 exons. Gene Ontology annotation, cellular component: mitochondrion. Lineage: Eukaryota; Metazoa; Arthropoda; Insecta; Lepidoptera; Nymphalidae. Bases 163 to 1101 code for a protein of 312 amino acids. The record is from RefSeq and is a predicted model, not a curated record.